Helobdella robusta is the source of this 1404-nucleotide messenger RNA. RefSeq lists its product as hypothetical. The record is from RefSeq and is a predicted model, not a curated record. The transcript is spliced from 2 exons. Lineage: Eukaryota; Metazoa; Annelida; Clitellata; Rhynchobdellida; Glossiphoniidae. Bases 207 to 905 code for a protein of 232 amino acids.
AGGUUUUAGAGCGUGGAGUAUAUUUUGGUCACUUUUUUAAAUGUUAAUAAAUAAUAAUAUUUAUUAUUAAUAUAAUAUAAUUUCAAAGUAAUAUUUAAUCCAGAACGACUUUAAUAAGAAAUAUUAAAAAAACUUGUCGACUUUAGCUUUUUAUUUGUGAAAACUUAUAAAUUUCGAGUUUUUUUUAUUGCUAAAUUAAGAAGGCUAUGUCACUCGACAGAUACUUUCCUUUUUCGAUAUUUUCUUCAGCUUCGGCCACAACUGCAGCAAGUAAUUUUACAGCUACUACAGCCGCAGCUAUCACUUCCACAGUAGCUACUUCUACAGCUUCCGUUGCCGAUGCCACGACUAGUUCUGCUACUACUGCGUCAACUGCAUCAACUAUUGCUACAGCUACAACCGCUGCACUGGUUGCAGCUGCUAGCAUUUUUUUGUGUGGCAAUGACGUCAAAACUGUUAGCAAUGGCUUCGAAUAUUACUUGGCUGCAUCUAAAUUUGUUAAAGAUGAUGACUUUGAUGAUUCCAACUUUGGGAAGAAAACGUAUACACCAAGUAUACCAGUAAAGGACUUCGAAACCGUCGAAGUUUCUCAAACUAAAGAAUCGGACGAAGCUAUAGAGAUGAUGAGCGAGGAGGGAGAAGUAGUGGCGACUGAAGCGGAAAAAUUUUGGCGAAAAAUAGUAGCGGAAAAAGGCACCACAUGCAGCAGACAUCUUCAUUCCCAGAUGUUUCAUUUGGAUGAUUCAUUUGAGGUCGCUUGUUGCGAUAUUGUAGCCCCUCGUGAGCUCAACAUGAGUACAGAUUCGGUGAUGUCGGAGGACUUUGGUUAUGGAUUUGCUACGGGAACCCUCAUUGCGUUGACGAUUACGGUUUUUGUUCUUUGGUCACAGCGUCUCAAAGACUAAAAACAAACUUUAAAUUUUUGAAAAUAGUUUAUUUUUUAUAAAAAGUUCGAAAUUUUACUCUUUUUGCUUCCUUAUUGACAGCUACACUGUAUGUUUUUAAUGCAUGCAUGUCAAUGAGUUUCAAUGUGGCUGUAUUUUAACGGUUUAAUUUAUUAUCAAAAAUAUUUUAAAACAGCUCUCCAAUUUUUUUCUCUGUGAUAGUAAUUGAUAUGACAAUUUUGAAAGUAGUUUUUGUAUUAAUUUUGAUGGUUUUAAAACAUUAAUUAGACUUUUGAUUAUGAUUAUAAUAAUGACAUUAUUCAUAAUAAUGACUAUUAAUAUUAAUAAUACUAUUGUCAAAGUGUGAUGCGGUAUGUAGUUGCUUCUGCCUGUUUAAUAAUAACCAAAUACAAUAAGGAUAUCCAGUAUUAAACAAGUGGCCAAAAUAUGCGUCAAAGAAGCAACAAUUUUAUAAAAUGUCAACUUUUGGACAAUUUGAAAAAGUUAACCCACCUCCCAA